Molecule: messenger RNA, 1269 nt
Organism: Eimeria tenella
Lineage: Eukaryota; Apicomplexa; Conoidasida; Eucoccidiorida; Eimeriidae
Product: cystathionine beta-lyase, putative
Exons: 3
Coding region: 1-1269 (422 amino acids)
Biological process (GO): transsulfuration
Cellular component (GO): cytoplasm
Molecular function (GO): pyridoxal phosphate binding; carbon-sulfur lyase activity
Source: RefSeq, a predicted model, not a curated record
AUGGACUCCUGCACUUCUCCCGAAGACAAUUUGACCACUUACGUGCACGCCGGGGUCUCCCCAGACCCCGUCACGGGCGCGAUAUCCAAGCCCAUCUACCACUCCACCACCUUCGUGCAGGAAAGCGUGGAGGAGUACCUCAAGAAGGGCUUCUCUUACUCCCGCUCGGGGAACCCUACAGUCAGUGCACUAGAAGAGCGAAUGCGUGCGAUUGAAGGCGGCGCGGGGGCCGCGUGCUUCAGCACCGGCAUGGCCGCCACGCUUGCGGUGCUGACGACGUAUCUGAGCGCAGGAGACCACUGCAUAAUGCCGAUUUGCCUGUACGGCGGGACCUACCGGGCGGCGAACGAGUACCUGCGGCGUUUCGGCGUGGAGUUCGACUUCGUGGACUUCCGGGAGGCUUCGAACGUGGCGCGGGCUCUGCGGGCGAACACGAAGCUGGUGUUUGCGGAAACGCCCGCAAACCCAACUUUGCACUUGACGGACUUGGACUUGGUGGACGAGAUCCUGGCGGAAGAGGAGGUGCGGCGCGCGGGGCUGGAGGGCGCAGCAGCCGCGGCGCUGCUGCAGGCCGUUUCCGGAAAGCUGCGGCAGCGCGAACGCGCGAUCCUCUUCGUAGUGGACUCCACCUUCGCCACGCCCUUCAUUCUGCACCCGCUGGCCCACGGCGCCGACGUGGUGCUGCACUCCACGACGAAGUUCCUCGACGGCCACAACGCCACCACCGGCGGCUGCGCCGUCGCGCGCCUCCCCGCGCAGGCCCAGCGCAUUGCCUACACGCGCAACAUCUGCGGCAGCAUCAUGGACCCGCAGACGGCGUUUUACACGCUCAGCUUCGCCAUGACGCUGCCGCUGCGCCUGCAGCGCCAGAGCCGCACGGCGCUCCAGCUCGCCCGCUUUCUUGAACAGCACCCCAGGGUGCAGCGCGUGCUUUACCCCGGCCUCGACAGCCACCCGCAGCGCGCGCUGGCCCAGAAGUACCACCGCCACGGCCUCCACGGCGCCGUCCUCGGCUUCGACGUCAAGGGCGGCAUUCAGGCCGGCGUCAAGCUGAUGAACACAAUUGGCUAUCCCUUUUCGCUCUGCGAGAACUUGGGCUCUGCGCAGUCCCUCAUAACCUGCCCAGCGGUCUUCACGCAUGCGCAGCUGACGCCGGAGCAGCGCCUCGCCAUAGGCAUGUCUGACGGCUACGUGCGGCUUUCUGUGGGUUUCGAAAGUCCAGAAGACCUCAUAGCGGCCCUCGACAAGGCCCUGAACGCGCUGGAGUAG